Onychostruthus taczanowskii (white-rumped snowfinch) is the source of this 1245-nucleotide messenger RNA. RefSeq names its product BUD23 rRNA methyltransferase and ribosome maturation factor (gene BUD23). Gene Ontology annotation, biological process: rRNA (guanine-N7)-methylation. Gene Ontology annotation, cellular component: nucleolus. The record is from RefSeq and is a predicted model, not a curated record. Bases 95 to 940 code for a protein of 281 amino acids. The transcript has 12 exons. Gene Ontology annotation, molecular function: rRNA (guanine) methyltransferase activity. Lineage: Eukaryota; Metazoa; Chordata; Aves; Passeriformes; Passeridae.
AUGACGCCACCCCAGGCGGAGAAGUGACGUCUGCAGACACAGCGGCCGGCGGGCACGGCGCGGUCGCCGGGCAGUGACGUCACGCAGGCGCAGCAUGGCGGGCAGCGGCCGCCGGCCCGAGCACCGCGGGCCGCCCGAGCUGUUCUACGAUGAGGCCGAGGCGCGGAAGUACACCCAGAACUCCCGCGUGGUGGAGAUCCAGUCGCAGAUGUCGGAGCGGGCGGUGGAGCUGCUGGGGCUGCCCGAGGACCGCGCGUGCCUCCUCCUGGACGUGGGCUGUGGCUCAGGGCUGAGUGGGGAUUACAUCUCUGAGGAGGGUCACUACUGGAUUGGCAUGGACAUCAGCCCUGCCAUGCUGGAUGUGGCCGUGGAGAGGGAGGUGGAAGGAGACCUGCUCCUUGCAGAUGUGGGGCACGGCAUCCCCUUCAGGCCUGGCAUGUUUGAUGGCUGUAUCAGUAUUUCUGCAGUGCAGUGGCUCUGUAAUGCUGACAAGAAGUCACACAGCCCCCCCAAACGCCUCUACAGAUUCUUCUCCACUCUUUACACUGCCCUGGCCCGAGGAUCCCGAGCUGUGCUGCAGCUGUACCCUGAGAACUCAGAGCAGCUGGAGCUCAUCACUGCCCAAGCCAUGAGAGCUGGAUUUACAGGGGGAAUGGUGGUGGAUUACCCCAACAGUGCCAAAGCCAAGAAGUUCUUCCUCUGUCUCUUUGUUGGGACAUCUGGCACAUUACCAAAGGGCCUUGGUACCGAGUGUGCCAGUGAAGAGCUGCACCAGGCAAAGUUCACCAACGAGAGGACACGGUUCAGGAACAUCAAGGGCAAGUCCGUGAAGAAAAGCCGGGACUGGAUCCUGGAGAAGAAGGAGCGCAGACGACGCCAGGGCAAGGAGGUGCGAGCAGACACGAAAUACACAGGGCGGAAGCGCCGUCCUCGCUUCUGAGCUGCUCUGGACACUGCUGCCAUGGAAGGUGGCAUGUGGGUGCCUCCAGAGAGCCUCCUGUGGAUGGCACAGAUGGCACCCCAUGCCUGGGGACUUGCUGGGACUGGUCAUUGUGGCUCUUAAAGGUACAAACUGGCUCAGGUGCUGCCAUACAGCAAAGCUUCCAGCUCUGUUUCCCUGGUGAAGGUGCAGACUGGGCAGUGCUCUGCAGUGCCAUCACUUACCUUUGUGAGUGCAGUGAGCCAGCUGAGCUCCAGGUAAGCCUGGAUGUGAUAUCCAGUUCCUCACUAAAGAAUCAAAGAGUU